GGGGCCAUGGCGGUGGACAUCACGCCGCUCUUCAAGGCCAGCGUGAAGACGGUGAAGACGCGGAACAAGGCCCUGGGGGUCCCGCUGGGGGGCGGCGGCGGCGGCGGCGACGACCACCCCCUCCUCCUCCUCAAGCGGGCCAGCAACGCCCGGCCCAAGGGCGACUUCUCCGGCCGGGCCCGCGAAGUGGUCAAUAACAUAGGAAAACUGAAAGAUUUUCUUCUGCAAUACAGGAAAGAUUACAUUAAUGCCUACAGCCAUGUCAUGUCUGAAUAUGUGCGAAUGACGGACACGGAGCGGGAUCAGAUUGAUCAGGACGCCCAGAUAUUUAUGAGAACGUGCGCUGAUGCCAUCCAGCAACUCCGGACAGAAGGCAAGUCUGACAUCCAUUCCCCACAAGUGAAGCAGCACAGAGAAGCAGUCUUGGAUUUCAUUGAAGACUACUUAAAAAGGGUCUGUAAGCUGUAUUCCGAACAAAGAGCUAUCCGGGUCAAACGAGUUGUUGAUAAGAAAAGAUUAUCCAGGCUUGAGCCUGAGCAGAGCAAUAAAGCCAAAGUAACCUCCUCUCCUGAAAGAACUGUCCAGACAGCGUCCGAAGAACAAGAGGACAGACUCCUAUGUGAAGAAAACAAAGAUAAGAAUGUGAUAGAAGACCAUGCUAACUUUGGCAUUUGGGCAGAUGGUAAAGGAGAGGAUGAGCUUUCCCCUGAAGAAAUCCAAAUGUUUGAGCAAGAAAACCAGCGUCUGGUUGGUGAAAUGAACAGCCUAUUUGAUGAAGUCAGACAAAUUGAAGGAAAGGUGGUGGAAAUAUCUAGACUCCAAGAGAUAUUCACAGAAAAUGUCUUAAAGCAGGAGGUGGAAAUUGAUAAUAUCCAUCAGCUGGUUGUGGGCGCAACAGAGAACAUCAAGGAAGGCAAUGAAGACAUACGGGAGGCCAUCAAGAACAAUGCUGGAUUUCGUGUGUGGAUCCUCUUCUUCCUUGUGAUGUGUUCCUUUUCUUUGCUGUUCUUGGACUGGUAUGGCAGCUAACCCAGGCACAUUAAUUGUGCUUGUAAACCACAACUGAAGUCAGCA
Molecule: messenger RNA, 1074 nt
Organism: Euleptes europaea (tarantolino)
Lineage: Eukaryota; Metazoa; Chordata; Lepidosauria; Squamata; Sphaerodactylidae
Gene: STX18
Product: syntaxin 18
Exons: 11
Coding region: 7-1029 (340 amino acids)
Biological process (GO): intracellular protein transport; retrograde vesicle-mediated transport, Golgi to endoplasmic reticulum
Cellular component (GO): SNARE complex; endoplasmic reticulum; membrane
Molecular function (GO): SNAP receptor activity
Source: RefSeq, a predicted model, not a curated record